Oncorhynchus mykiss (rainbow trout) is the source of this 4034-nucleotide messenger RNA. The record is from RefSeq and is a predicted model, not a curated record. Lineage: Eukaryota; Metazoa; Chordata; Actinopteri; Salmoniformes; Salmonidae.
AUGGCUGGACACGAGUGGGAGUAUAAGGACUGGUUUGAACGGGAGGAAUUUAUCGGACAGAUCAGCGACAUCCGAGUGCAGAAUCUUCAAGUUGAAAGAGAGGUCGUUCAGAAGAGGACCUUCACACGAUGGAUGAAUCUGCAUUUGGAGAAGUGCACUCCUCCGAUGGAGGUGAAUGACCUGUUCAGAGAUAUCCAGGAUGGAAGGAUACUCAUGGCCCUGCUGGAGGAACUGUCUGGAUGCAAGCUGCUUCAUGGAUGGAAGCAGUCCUCACAUCGUAUCUUCAGACUGAACAACAUCGCUAAGGUCCUUACCUUCCUGGAGGAGAGAAAUGUGAAGCUGGUCAGUAUUGACGCUGCAGAUGUUGCCGAUGGCAACUCUUCCAUCGUUCUUGGACUCAUCUGGAAUAUCAUCCUGUUUUUCCAGAUCAAGGAGCUGACAGGGAACAUUAAGAGUCAGUUCCCCUCGUCCUCUAGCCUCUCCUCGCUCCCCACCAGCUCAGACUCCGACACCUCCCACUCCAGCACGCCCUCCUUCGAGAGACCGCGCUCCAUCGCCAUGAGGGAUCAUGGGAAGCCCAUCAAGACGCUCCUGCAGUGGGUCCAGAGACGAACCCGGAAGUAUGGUGUGGCGGUGCAGGACUUUGGGAAGAGCUGGACCAGUGGGCUGGCCUUCCUUGCUGUCAUUAAGUCUAUAGACCCCAGCCUGGUGGACAUGAGGAGAGCUCUGCUGAGGACAGCCAGGGAGAACCUAGAGGAGGCCUUCAGGACAGCCCACUACAGCCUGGGCAUACCCAGACUACUGGAUCCAGAGGACGUGACCAUCAACCCUCCAGACGAGCAGUCCAUCAUGACCUAUGUGUCCCAGUUCCUCGAGCACUUUCCUGGGAUGGAGGAGCCCCAGGAAAAUGCAUCUGAUGUGAUACAGAGGAGUGUGUCGUCGGGCAGACUCAGCUGUCGUGUCAACGACUCCUCCCACGACCUGAGGAACGGCGUCCACCGGAGCCGGGACAGAGAGAGGCCCUACGUGGUCCGGAGAGACUGGGUCCAGCCUCCGCCCAAAAUCUUAAUCUCCUCCGUCUCUGAGGAUCUCAAGUCUCCUACUUCCCCGGUCGCAGUGGAGCGCUCCUGGGUCAACGAGGGCUCGUCGGUUGGGUCCACCCCCAGCCCUGUCUUCACUGUCUCCACCUCCAGCUCCCCGCAGCCCUCCUUCGUCGACUCGGUCAUCGGCUCUGUGUCUUGCGACUCACCAAUCAGUGACUCUGUCAUCAGUUCACCAGACUCCUGCUGGGAGGGCCAUCCAAACGAGGCAGUGACUCCAGACAGGUUUGUGGAGAGCCGUAGCGAUGGGUCGCUAUGCGACAGCGGGCUAUCCUGGGACAUGAGCAUCCCUCCCUCUACCCCCCACGGGGUCACGCCUGACCUGGAGGAACCGUUGCCCUCGGUUAUGGGGCUGACAGGGAAACCCCAGGAUGGGGAGAUCUUUGUUGACGAGGCAAACUACUCUCUAAACUCGUUGGACAAGGGGGAGAAAGAGGAGGAUGGGGGGGAGAAAGAGGAGGACGGGGGGGAGAAAGAGGAGGAGGAGUAUAACUACAUUCUGGACCUGAGUGAGGACAAGGCAGCCAAGCAGGAGCCUGAUCAAAGAGAAGGAAAUAACAAGUACAGGUCAAGUACAGGUCAGAGUAACAGCGUUAACAAGGAGCAGGGGUGGCCAUCUUUAGAGCUCUCUGACGAGCCUCAGGAAACUGACUCUGACCAGAAGGGGGAGAGUGUGUGUGAGGGUGAGAGUGUGUGUGAGGGUGAGAGUGUGUGUGGGGGUGAGAGUGUGCGUGAGGGUGAGAGAGGAGGAGCUGUGUGUUCUCCACAACAUGAGAAAAUCAGCCAAUCAAAGCAGGGCUCUGACAUCACACAUCAGGAGACCCCCGACCUGCAUGAAGAGCCCAAUCAAUGGGACACUGUCCCGGAGACAACAGACAGGACAUCAGAAUGUGCCAAGAAGGAAACGGCGGAACCAUCUAGAGAUUCCAGGAAGGCUGGAAACCCUGAGGAAGAGUUAGCUAAGGAACGUUCUGAUAAAUCAGAGGGUCAAAGUGAUGUGACUGACAGAGUGGAGACGGAACACAGACAGACUACUUCUCUGUCAGAGAGGGACAGCGAUGGGGAGCGGUCCCUGGAGGAAUCAGAGGAAAGGCACAAGCAGGUCACAGAAGAGUAUGAAACACAAGAGAAGAUAACAGAUGUUCAGAACAGCCACGUAGAGUCACAGGAGAACACUACGACACAGGUUGAUGAUGUCACAGAGUCAACGCAUCCACAACCGUAUAUGGAAAUGGACCAGAGUCGGACCAUCCUGGGGGGCACCUCAGAACAAUGUCAGGACCCGGUGGAGCAGAGCCAUACUGGGACAACUCCUGCCUGCACAGAUGGUGGGCAGAGUUCCACACUCCUAACAGAGGCCGGUAAGGAAGGGAUCCUGAGCCCAGAGAUAGAAGCGGAGGCUGGGGAUGAAGACAUGUGUGGGCACCCUGGAGGUUGCUUGGUUGAGAGGACUGGAAAGUGUGAGAGAGCCUCUUGUGUUGGAGAUGCUGACGUGAAUGUAGUAGCUCCUGAGGAGAAGAGAGUCGCAGAAAAGGAACAUGACUGGGUGGAUGGGUCUGGGACCACAGACAACACAGAGACCGUAGUGGACGUCCCCCAUCAGUGCACGCCAGUUUCCAUUAUACCCCUUGACAUGGUGUACUACCCCCACUAUGACGUCACCAUCUCCCAGGUGAUUGAGGCUUUUGUGGAGCCUAACCCUGGAUCGGUCAUCACUGGGCUGGUUCCUCAGUCUCCUCUCUUUGACACAAACACCCAGAGGCAGGCUGUACUGCAUAGACAGGAGGAGAGAGACUCAGAUAAGGACACAGGGGAUCAUACUGAUGGCGGUCAUAGUGAGACAGAGGCCUCUGCUGUUGAAGAGACAGGGGACAAAAUGGCCGACACAGAACAGAGUGAAACCAAGCCUGUGAAUAUGACCUAUACAGACACUGAGAGGAGAAGUGCUUGGGAGUCUGAAAGUGAACCAAUGGACUUGUUCUAUACAGACAGUGAUGCUGACGACAGUUCUAGAUGGGCCCUUGAGGAGCCAAUGACAGUGAGCGACACUCUGGAGCCAAUGGAUCUGUUCUACCCGGAUACAGAUGAUUGUGGCCCUGUAGAGGAAGCAGAGAACGACGUGGAGACCUCGCCGUGGUCCUCCUCCUUCAGCAAGUCAGUAGAGACCUGGCCCUCAACCUUCAGUGUGGCAGCGCUACAACCAGCACCGUCCUCAGAACCAGAACCACUGCUAGAGACACACACACAGACACACACAGACUCACACACACACAACACGCUGUAUCAAGAGGAACUCUGCGAGGUGUCAACCACACAGGAGCAGGAUAAGGUGGUGAGAGGGGGCUCUGGUGGAUCAGACCCCCAGGAACGGUGCUCCAUGCUGGGUGAUCAGACGGCGGGAGACGGUGCUGUGGUGGGGGUGGAGACCCACCGUGGGCCUGCUGAGAGCAGUGAUCUCACCAUGACUGACAAGGAGAGGCCUGGCUCUGCUGCUGCUGCUGCCAGAGAAAGCAACGAGACCGUGAGAAGGAACGCUGACAGUGAUGGAACCCUAGAUGAUCAGUGUUCUAUGUGUUUUACUCCUCUCCACAAGAGGAAGAACAAUGGCUCCAAUGAGAACGACAAUCAGAAAAGUUUGGCAUCCAGCCGAACUCACUGUACCAAGUCUGACACCAGCUGGAAGAAGAUACAGAUUCCAACGUCAUUGACAGAGUACUACGUUCUCCUGCUGCUGUGGCUGGUCCUCUACUGUCUGUUGGUGCUGCCACAGAUUCAUUACAGAGACCUGCCACGCCUUCUGCUCAACCUGGGCAAAUGAACACACACACACACACACACACACAGACAGAUACACAUGUCAUGUACAUGUCACACACACGACACAUACACAAGCACGUACACACAUACACACACUCAUUCUCACAGGCAUGUAUA